GCAGGCCCCGCCUCCUCUGACGUUCUCUUGCGUGGACCCCGCCUCCUCACGCUUCCCUGCGUCGGCCUCGCCUCCUCGCCUGCGCCCUUACGUCGGCCUCGCCUCCUCGCGCGCUCGCCUGUGUCAGCCGCACCUCAUCAUACGCUCUCCCGCGUCGGCCUCGCCUCUUCUCGCUCCCUUACGUCGGGCUCGCCUCCUCGCCCGCGUCCUUGGAUUGGCUCCGCAUCACGUGCUCCUUUGUGUCAGCCCGGUCUUCUCACGCAUUUUUGUCCCUUGACCCUGCCUCCUCCUUCUUUUUGCUGGCCCCACCUCCAGUGCGUCCCUUAGCUGCUCCCGCUCAGGCACCAUGACGACUCUGGAUGACAAGUUGUUGGGGGAGAAACUACAGUACUACUACAGCAGCAGUGAAGAUGAAGACAGUGACCAUGAGGACAAGGACAGAGGCAGGGGUGCCCCAGCUAGUAGUUCCAUGCCUGCUGAGGCUGAGCUGGCAGGUGAAGGCAUCUCAGUUAAUACAGGUCCAAAAGGUGUGAUCAAUGAUUGGCGCCGCUACAAGCAGUUGGAGACAGAGCAAAGAGAAGAGCAGUGUCGGGAGAUGGAGAGGCUGAUCAAGAAGCUGUCAAUGACCUGUAGGUCUCAUCUGGAUGAAGAGGAGGAACAACAGAAACAGAAGGACCUCCAGGAGAAGAUCACUGGGAAGAUGACUCUGAAGGACUUUGCCAUGAUGAAUGAGGACCAAGAUGAUGAAGAGUUCCUGCAACAGUAUCGGAAGCAGAGAAUGGAAGAGAUGCGGCAGCAGCUUCACAAGGGGCCUCAAUUCAAGCAGGUUUUUGAGAUCCCAAGUGGAGAAGCGUUUUUAGAUAUGAUUGAUAAAGAACAGAAAAGCACCCUCAUCAUGGUCCACAUUUACGAGGAAGGCAUUCCAGGGACCGAAGCCAUGAAUGGUUGCAUGAUCUGCCUUGCUGCAGAGUACCCGGCUGUCAAAUUCUGCCGGGUGAAGAGCUCAGUUAUUGGGGCCAGUAGUCGGUUCACCAGGAAUGCCCUUCCUGCCCUGCUGAUCUACAAGGGGGGUGAACUGAUCGGCAAUUUUGUUCGUGUCACUGACCAGCUGGGAGAAGAUUUCUUUGCUGUGGACCUUGAGGCUUUUCUGCGGGAAUUUGGAUUACUUCCUGAAAAGGAAAUCUUGGUGCUGACAUCUGUGCGCAACUCUGCCACCUGUCACAGCGAGGAUAGUGAUUUGGAAAUAGAUUGAACUGAUAGUCUAGUUGCAUAGAUUUCUCAUUGUUUGGGCUGGAAGACAUGUCUGUUUAUUUUUGUUUCUUCCUAUGUCUUCUGGCUUUUCAGCUGUUCUUUGUAGUACUUUUCAUUAUGUGUAAAAUCAAGAAAUUCUUAGAUUAAAUCAGAAUGCUGAAUCACUUUGUGGCUAGCAAUAAAAUGACUUCAAAUUGUAUAAACAGGAAGCUAGGCUUUUGAACUGUUUGCUUAAGAUUCUCUAGCAUGACAUCUUUGUUACUGUUUCCAGUCAAUAUUUACAAGGAAUCCUAAAGACAGUGUCCUAGAAAUUAUCUUCAGAUGAUCUCAGAGAUCUCUACCAGGUCUGAGAGUAUAAUUCUUCAGUUCGUGUGUUAUUUGCAAUAUAAAUAGUGCACUUCCUUAAUCAAAUGAAUGUAAGUUAUAUUUACUUGUAAUCACAUCCAUGGCUCUAGGAGACAGUUAUAUAUUUUUUUCUCUAGACUCCCUUCUCCAUCCCAGUCUUUCUUGAAGGUUCCAGAUGAUGCACGUUUGCUGUCAGGAGGGGUGGCCUCUGCACUGGAGUCAGUGUAUCGUUCAAGCAUCACAAAGUCUGGAACAGGAGGAAGGGUCCAUGUUGACUGCCCUAGUGACGCUGGAAUUCAAGUGUUUUAUUGACUUGUAGCUGGGUAGAGCUGGAAAGCUUUUUAAAGGAGGAUCUUUAAAUGAAAUGUCCCUGCUCGUCUCUUUUUCUCUUAUUUAACAAGUAUCUUAUUUAAUCUAGAUUUUUUUAAUACUUUUUUUUUUGCAUAUUAGAAAAUGAUUUAUAUUCAGUAGAGGAAAAUUGACCAAAAUUCAGAAGCAAAAAUGCAAAUAUUAAAAUAAUCUUUAAUUGUACCACCUAGGAUAAAACACUGUUAAUAUUUUUUAUUUCCUGCCAAGGUAUUUUCCAUGUAUUCAUAGACAUUUCGUUUGUUCGUCUUUAAACAAAAUAAUGGGAUCAUCCUGAACAUACUGUUUUAUAG
Messenger RNA from Tupaia belangeri chinensis (Chinese tree shrew), 2255 nucleotides. It is a transcript of the gene PDCL, whose product is annotated as phosducin like. The coding region runs from base 347 to 1252 and encodes 301 amino acids. The transcript is spliced from 5 exons. Gene Ontology annotation, cellular component: cytoplasm. The record is from RefSeq and is a predicted model, not a curated record. Gene Ontology annotation, biological process: regulation of G protein-coupled receptor signaling pathway; heterotrimeric G-protein complex assembly. NCBI's taxonomy places the organism in Eukaryota, Metazoa, Chordata, Mammalia, Scandentia, Tupaiidae.